AUGAUCUGCACUUGCCAAACAAGCCACAAGCCACAAGACUUCAUUCAACCCCGCACCUCGCCAUCCCAGAUCCUCAACUCGACCAUGCAGUCAUCAAACACACCACGGUCAGCUCCGGCCUCACCUACUACUACCUCAUGGUUCCAAAGUACCCUCGCCUCAAUCGGGUCUAUCUUCCAAACUUCCUCCAUGGAAGACGAGUCUGAAUCUGAUGCGAUCUCUGGAUGGGUUGGAACAAAGAAGCGACGCUGUCGAUCUGUCGGAGAGGCUCGUUGA
Messenger RNA from Penicillium vulpinum, 276 nucleotides. RefSeq lists its product as uncharacterized. Lineage: Eukaryota; Fungi; Ascomycota; Eurotiomycetes; Eurotiales; Aspergillaceae. The coding region runs from base 1 to 276 and encodes 91 amino acids. The transcript has a single exon. The record is from RefSeq and is a predicted model, not a curated record.